GGCACCGUGCAGCUCCACCUCCCGCGACAAGGGUGACAUUUCCACCUCGCUUCGUCGACCUCGAGUCUCCUCUCCCCUGCUCUUCAUAUCUCAUCUCUCUCUCCACCCCCACCCUCUCCGAGCAAGGCAUCAAACACCGGCAAGAACACGACCGCCAACACCGGAGACCGAUCGGCACAGCGAGCGCGAAGGCGCAAACCGAUCGAUCGAGCUGGUUAAGACCGAGUUCAGCUUCUUCGGCCAUGCGGAGGUCGGACUGGGAGGACCGGUGCCGGCGGCACCCGGAGCACCGGCUGUCCAAGGGCGUGUGCCCGAGCUGCCUCCGCGACCGCCUCGCCCACCUCUCCGCCAACUCCUCGGCGACCACCACCCUCACGCGCGCCUCCAACUCGGCCAGCACCUCCCCCUACUCCUCCACCGACUCCCCUCCGCUCCACCACGCCGCCCUCUCCGCCGACACCACCUCCGUCCACGUCGUCGGCGCCGGGGCCGGCUCCUCCUUCGUCAACGUCUCUGCCUUCUCGCAGCCGCUCAUGCCGACGACCGCCAAGAAAGCAGCAGCAGGGAGGCAAGAGGAGGCCAAGGGAAAGGAGGGCGAGGCGAAGAAGAAAAAGAAGAGCAGCAGCAAGAAGAAGAUCGGGAGGUUCCUGUCGAGGCUCGUCGGGACGGAGAAGCGGCGGAGGACUGGGGAAGGCGACGGCGGCGAGCUCUUCCAUUCCAGCACCAUGAAGGAGAAGUCGUCGACCAAGUGGGUCUUCUUUUGAUCAGGCCACCAACCAUGAUCGAGAACCAUGCCUGGCCUUUCUCGGUUCUCACUUCUCGAUCGAUCGGGUAUUGGUUUUCUUUGUUUCCUCUGUUUUUGUUUUACAACAAGUAUUCUUCUUGAGCUUGAUUUGAUAUUUUCCUCAAGCGCCGUGUAUAUACACGAGAUCAAGUAGCUGACCGUAAGGAGACGCAUACAUAUAUGGUGAAAUUGCAUAUGGUUAUUGAUUUUUUUUUAUAUAUAUGUAGGACAGGGUGUAUGGAUGUAAAUUAACGUGUAUUUGUAUCUAGCAUAGCAUGUAGUAUGUACAAGUACCAUGUGAAAUUGAAUGCUCCUGUGAUUCACGAAUUA
Messenger RNA from Hordeum vulgare subsp. vulgare (domesticated barley), 1114 nucleotides. RefSeq lists its product as uncharacterized. The record is from RefSeq and is a predicted model, not a curated record. The transcript has a single exon. The coding region runs from base 243 to 764 and encodes 173 amino acids. NCBI's taxonomy places the organism in Eukaryota, Viridiplantae, Streptophyta, Magnoliopsida, Poales, Poaceae.